Molecule: messenger RNA, 1279 nt
Organism: Durio zibethinus
Lineage: Eukaryota; Viridiplantae; Streptophyta; Magnoliopsida; Malvales; Malvaceae
Source: RefSeq, a predicted model, not a curated record
CCUCCAAUGCAAUCGAGCGUUGCUUCCGCGUGAAAAGCUCCAAAGUCUUUGUCAUCACUUCUCCUUCACAGGACAAGUACAGUCAAAACAUUGAACCUUCAUUGCCAUUUCUUUUCUUUUUCUAAGUUUAAUUUUUUCUCUGCUUUCUCUCAACUUUCAAGCCUUUUUCUUUGUACAUAAACUCUGGUUUUUCAAAACCCAAAAUCCCCCGAACCAAAAAGCCAAAAAAAAAAGAGAUGGGUUUUUCAAAGGAAGAGAAAUCAAGACGGAUUUGGAGAGGUGUUAAAACUGUGUUUUUCUUGAUAACAAUGGUGAUUUCUUUUCUUCUUUUUUCUGCACCAGUUUUUUUUGUUAUUGCUGAUACCCUUUUGCCUUCUGCUUUGCUUUCUGCUUCCCUUUCUCCUUCUUCUUUAUCAUUCAAAACCCUCUCUUCCCAUUUCAGCAACUAUGAUUUUAGAUAUUCUCUCAUUGAUAUUCCCCUCAUAUCAAUCAUCAGAUCAGCUGUUAUAAUCUGUGUUUAUAGUUUUUGUGAUGGGCCAAAACUUUCCAGGGGACCUUACCUUGGAAUUACAAUGAUUUGUUCUGUUUCAUCUUUGAUUUUUGUUUCAUUAAAAGCUUCAUUCGUGUUCAGUUCGGGUGUUCCCAGAGAAGGGUAUGUUACAGCCAUGGAAACUGCUCUUUUCAUUUGUUCAUUGGCCUUGGCAUUUGCCCAUAUAAUUGUUGCAUAUAGAACAAGCUGCAGAGAAAGAAGAAAACUCCUUGUCUACAAAAUUGACAUUGAAGCUAUUUCAGCUUGCAAGAAUGGGUUUGCAAGGUAUCAGAAGAUUCUCCAAGAAGAAAGAGUGAAGUUUCAGAUUUAUCCAAAACAAAUCAGUAACCUGAAAAUCAAAGAAGAAAACAAGCAGAUAGACAGUAGCAGCAUAAAACUCCUCUAUAUACAAAUAGAUCCUGAACAUAUUAUAUAUAUAUAUAUAUGCAAAAUUAUGUGGCUGGUGAUUGUGUAUCACUAAGUAGAGGCUAUGAUUUUGAGGAUAGAUCCAACAUUCUUUCAUGAUUUUGAGUGUACAGUUUGUAUCACAUAUAAAAAUAUUUAAAAGAGAAAGAAAUGGGCCAAAGGCCUUUUCAUGACCUUUGGGUGAAAAUAUAUUCAACACCCCAAAUUCAUUUGCAUCCUUCGCAGAACAGGUUGGGGACGCUUCAUGAAAUUCAGCGCCAUACCUUUUUUUUCUCUGAACUCUCAUAAUUUUUUAUGUAAAUAUUCGAAUGCUUAUAAUUUAUA